Molecule: messenger RNA, 978 nt
Organism: Fraxinus pennsylvanica
Lineage: Eukaryota; Viridiplantae; Streptophyta; Magnoliopsida; Lamiales; Oleaceae
Source: the annotation of a GenBank genome assembly
AUGUCUCUAAUUCCAAGCUUCUUUGACAACCGACGAAGCAACGUUUUCGAUCCAUUCUCUCUUGAUAUUUGGGAUCCCUUUGAGGGGUUUCCUUUUUCAAGCACUUUAGCCAACGUUCCGAGCUCUCGCCGCGAAACCUCUGCAUUUGCCAAUGCUCGCAUAGACUGGAAAGAGACUCCAGAAGCCCACGUAUUCAAGGCUGAUGUUCCAGGACUGAAGAAGGAAGAGGUUAAGGUGGAGGUUGAAGAAGGUGGAGUGCUUCAGAUAAGGGGAGAGAGGAGCAAAGAGCAAGAGGAAAAGAACGACAAGUGGCAUCGCAUGGAGAGGAGCAGUGGAAAGUUCCUUCGCCGGUUCAGGCUGCCGGCAAAUUCAAAGGUAGAUCAGGUAAAGGCUAGCAUGGAGAAUGGUGUGCUGACUGUGACUGUACCUAAGGAAGAAGUGAAGAAGACUGAGGUUAAGUCCAUUGACAUCUCUGGCUCGGUAGAUAAUGUCCCAAAUUCUGCCCGGGAAACAUCUGCAUUUGCAAAUGCUCGUAUAGACUGGAAAGAAACUCCAGAAGCCCACGUUUUCAAAGCCGAUCUUCCCGGACUUAAGAAGGAAGAGGUUAAGGUGGAGGUUGAAGAAGGAGGAGUGCUUCAGAUCAGUGGAGAGAGGAGCAAAGAGCAAGAGGAAAAGAACGACAAGUGGCAUCGUGUUGAAAGGAGCAGUGGCAAGUUCCUUCGCCAGUUUAGGCUGCCGGAAAAUGCCAAGACAGAUCAGGUAAAGGCUAGCAUGGAGAAUGGUUUACUUACUGUGACUGUGCCUAUGGAGGAAGUGAAGAAGCCUGAGGUGAAAUCCAUNCUUCGCCGGUUUAGGCUGCCGGAAAAUGCCAAGACGGAUCAGGUAAAGGCUAAUAUGGAGAAUGGUGUGCUUACUGUGACUGUGCCUAAGGAGGAUGUGAAGAAGCCUGAGGUUAAAUCCAUUGAGAUCUCUGGUUGA